This is a messenger RNA of Branchiostoma floridae (Florida lancelet), 1228 nucleotides long. Its product is annotated as LDL receptor repeat-containing protein egg-1-like. Lineage: Eukaryota; Metazoa; Chordata; Leptocardii; Amphioxiformes; Branchiostomatidae. The transcript is spliced from 3 exons. Gene Ontology annotation, molecular function: protein binding. The record is from RefSeq and is a predicted model, not a curated record. Bases 311 to 736 code for a protein of 141 amino acids.
GAUCGCUGUUGUUGUUUACAUCCGGGGUAUUGGACGGUUGUUGCCUACCAGGGCGUCAGUAGGUUGGAUCAAAAAAUGAUAUUCAAAUAAGCGGCUCAAAUUACUGGUUGAUAUGUAAAUCAAUCUUUUGCCAAACACCUGCUUUUUGCCUACCACUGGGUCACUGUGACAUCAUCGCGAUCGCUCGUAUGGCUCUGAAGCCAUGUAAUCAAACUAUUGUUCUCUCUUCUUUCUAGGGUACUGUGGAGAGUAUGGAAUACCUUUCUUCAACCAGUGGUUCUCAGCUCUCGAUCCCGGAAUAACUGACAAAAUGUUACUGUCUCCAGUUGGAUGCAUUCCAAACGAUGUUGUAUGCGAUGGAGUAAUCGACUUUGUGGGACUACCCGGCUUUCACGAUGAAGCUGACUGUGUCCAAGGAAUGGCGCAUCAAUGCAGCGGAUGGCAUUGGUGGAAAUGCCCUGGAGAAAAUACGUGUUUGACCCGUGAUCAUGUUUGUGACACUAUCCCACAAUGCUCAAAUGGAGAGGACGAAAAACACUGUGAUGCCUUCUGCGACUCUAUUGGUGGAUGGAGGUGCCAGUGCGACCAGCUGACACAGUGCUACCUGCCUCGGGAUGUUUGUGAUGGCUGGGGAACAUGUAGGAUGUACACCACAAGAACUCACGACGUCACAGACGCAGGCACAUGCAUUGAUGACGAGGCAAACUGCGGUACACUUUUCAUUGAAAGAAUAUAGAGAAAAGAAAUCUGACAAAAUCCUUCGAUAAAUCUGUCAUCAUUCAUUAAUUCAUUCUCUCUCGCUGUCUCUCUCCCCAAAAGGUCAAUCUCGACGAUUGGCGUCCUAGCGGCUUCCUAUAUAUUGCAGUCAACGAGAAAAAUAUGAACAUCAUAGCGAUCAUACAGAUGAAUACCUGAUGCGAAAAUGAUAGAGCACGAUGCUCACACGGUCAUAAAGGGCGAUGCAUGUUUUUGUCUGCGAAAGUCAUUAAUGACGAUACAUGUUUUGGUUUGCGAAAGUAUGAGGUCGAGGAAACCUUGUUAAGUAUAUGAACUAUUGCCAUUUUUUUUGCAGAAGACUUAGUUGAGAUAGCUCUGAAGUAUUUGAUGCCUUGGUUUCGUGUUAGUCAAUGAAGGCCACUAUGGCCAGAUAGAUGCUUUGUUAGAGACUGUUAGGUUAGUUGUGGCUAUUCUUUCUUUACUCAAACAAUAAUAAGUUUUCGAUUCAUUA